AUGAUAAAUGCCCCUGCCUCACCCUCGAAGUCUGGCUUCACGAUUUAAGAUCUCAUAUGCUCUUCUUUGAAGAGGGCCAGUCUUUGAUCACAUCUAGUACAUCCCUCCCCCACCACACACACACACACACACACACACACACUCACACACUUCCUGAUUGCCGAGCAGAGCAGCCUCUGUCAUCGCGAAUCCAUUGUCAAGAAUGGCUUGUGCCAGUCAAAGGAAUGUGCUUUUGCAUUUGGAAAAGGGUGCUUUCCACAACCAUGUUCUCAGGAUGUGCCUGCAUAAGAUGCUCCAAGUCACCUGCAGCUCUCUUCAAAAGAAAAAUCACUAGUGCUCUGCUCUUGCCGUAAUACCAAACCUUUUGACUUACGCUUUGGUGCUGCAACACUGGAAGAAUUGCACACAGGUUCCAGGAUUACCUUUUUUUCAUUUGAGUGAUUCUUUGUGGAUGGAAAAAAAUUUGAGUCUUAAUAAUUACCCUGUUUUAAAGCUAUUUCUCUAUAGUCUGAACUGCUUAAUAAAUUGGGCCACUUACCAAUGAGCCACACAGCCAGUUCUUGUCAAGAGCUGGUUGAAAACUGUGCUGUGCAUGUAGCAGGGAUGGCACAAGAAGACAGCCGUCGUGGUCAAGUGCCAUCUACCUUUUAUCAUGGUGCCAACCAAGAACUUGACCUGUCCACCAAAGUGUACAAAAGAGAAUCAGGAAGUCCUUAUUCUGUGUUAGUGGACACCAAGAUGAGCAAACCGCAUCUCCAUGAGACGGAGGAACAGCCGUAUUUCAGGGAGACAAGAGCAGUGUCUGACGUGCAUGCUGUUAAAGAAGACCGGGAGAAUUCUGAUGACACAGAAGAGGAGGAGGAGGAAGAAGUCUCUUACAAAAGGGAGCAGAUCAUAGUGGAGGUAAACCUUAAUAAUCAAACAUUAAAUGUAUCUAAAGGGGAAAAGGGUGUCUCUUCUCAGUCCAAAGAGACUCCUGUUCUUAAGACAAGCAGUGAGGAGGAAGAGGAAGAGAGUGAGGAAGAGGCCACAGAUGACAGCAAUGACUAUGGAGAGAACGAAAGGCAGAAGAAAAAGGAGAAGAUAGUGGAGAAAGUCAGCGUUACACAAAGGAGGACGAGGAGAGCUGCCUCUGUUGCUGCAGCUACCACUUCCCCUACUCCCAGAGCUACCAGAGGUCGUAGGAAGAGUGUAGAGCCACCUAAGCGUAAGAAGCGGGCCACAAAGGAGCCCAAAGCACCAGUCCAGAAAGCUAAGUGUGAAGAGAAAGAGACUCUGACCUGUGAGAAGUGCCCCAGGGUGUUUAAUACUCGCUGGUACCUGGAGAAGCACAUGAACGUUACUCAUAGGCGCAUGCAGAUUUGUGAUAAGUGUGGCAAGAAGUUUGUCCUGGAAAGUGAGCUGUCCCUUCACCAGCAAACAGACUGUGAAAAAAAUAUUCAGUGUGUUUCCUGUAACAAAUCAUUCAAGAAACUCUGGUCCCUUCAUGAACAUAUCAAGAUCGUCCACGGAUAUGCAGAAAAGAAAUUUUCCUGUGAAAUUUGUGAGAAAAAAUUCUAUACCAUGGCUCAUGUGCGGAAACACAUGGUUGCACACACAAAAGACAUGCCAUUUACAUGUGAAACCUGUGGAAAAUCAUUCAAACGCAGUAUGUCACUCAAGGUGCACUCCUUGCAGCAUUCUGGAGAGAAGCCCUUCAGAUGCGAGAACUGUGACGAAAGGUUUCAGUACAAGUACCAGCUACGCUCCCACAUGAGCAUCCACAUUGGGCACAAACAGUUCAUGUGCCAGUGGUGUGGCAAGGAUUUCAACAUGAAGCAGUACUUCGAUGAACACAUGAAAACACACACUGGAGAGAAACCCUUUAUCUGUGAAAUCUGUGGCAAAAGCUUCACCAGUCGCCCCAACAUGAAGAGGCACCGCAGAACUCACACAGGCGAGAAGCCCUAUCCAUGUGAUGUGUGUGGCCAGCGGUUCCGCUUCUCCAACAUGCUUAAGGCCCACAAGGAGAAGUGCUUUCGGGUGACCAGCCCGGUGAAUGUGCCGCCUGCUGUCCAGAUCCCACUUACAACUUCCCCAGCCACCCCAGUUCCUUCUGUGGUGAACACACCCACAACCCCAACCCCUCCAAUCAAUAUGAAUCCUAUAAGCACUCUUCCCCCUCGGCCCAUCCCCCACUCCUUCUCACACCUCCACAUCCACCCACACCCUCACCACCCACACCACCUUCCUAUCCCUCCCGUCCCUCACCUCCCCCCACCUCCAGCUCUCUUUAAGAGCGAGCCUUUAAAUCACAGAGGCCAGGGUGAGGACAACUUUCUGCGGCACCUGGCAGAGAAGAACAGUUCAGCACAGCAUCAUUAGCAUCCAUCUCCUUAAGUGUGUUCUCCAUGAGUUGUGUGCCCAUAGGUGAGUUUGCAGAGAGGGAGUUGGUGAGCAUUUCUGUAGCUGUCAGACUCUCCUCAGCCUCCACCAAGAGCUUUGUCGUUGUCGUGGCGAAUCAACACCUCCAAGGGAAUGAACAAGAAGACUACCUUGAGCUCUCAGAGGGAACUGUCAUCCAAACCAGGGGAACCGCGGAACUAAAGCCCAAUUUGCUUGCAUUUUCUGGUGACUUUUAUAAAUUUCAGAUACUCAGACUUGUGGAAUUUUAUAAUUUCAUAUCAGCUGAUGAGGUAUGCUUGCUUUUAUAUCCUGGACUUCUCCUCAAAGAGGAGACAGGCCUGGUUUCCUUUGUACUAAUCGGGAAGGCUGUGAGGUUAAUCCAGAGCAUUAAUUGUAUCACUGUGUAUCGUAAUGAAUUCUUUUCAGCUUUUGGCGCUGGCUUCAGAGUUGAGCUAGCCACGUUUCACAGUAUAUCAAGCGUUAUAGAGAAAGACAGAAAUUUUCUUCUUUGUGUAGCUCUCCUAACGCACUCUUUAUUUUACUACAGAAAUUAUUUUAGAGUUUUUGUAUAGACUUCUUUAGUAGUCUGUUUCUAAAAUGAAAUGUAUUUCAAUAAGCGGUGUAAUUUUUUCAGUGUAGCUGGACCUAUGUUGUAAAAUAGAAAAAAUUUUUAUAAUCAUCAAAAUGUGAUUCUUAAAGAUGCAUUUAACUUCUGUAGUUCAAAGUUAUUCUUACAUCCGUACAACUCGAAGGUGCUUCAGAGACGAGAUGUAUCCAAGAGGGUCUCCAGACCAGGUUACUGCAAAAACGAGGUUUUGCUUUCAGAACUUGGCAUGAGUCCUUGGUAGUUUUUUUAAUCUCUACUCAACACUCAAGUGUCUGUUAGGCUCACUGACAUGCUCCUGUCCUCCGUGUUUCAUUAAUUCAGUUGGUCCAGUCAAUGGAAUGAUUUGCAGAGGGUUGGGCCUUUUCCACGGAAGUCCCCUAAAGCGUGCAUGUUUUGAAAAUCUGGGUAAAGCCGUUUGCUGUCAAGAGGAAGAAGUAAUGGAGAUUGUUUCAUCUCAGUCACAUCUCACUCUCACUUCCCUCAGAACUGUGUUCAUGUUCCAUCUUCAUGAGAUGACAGAUUGAAGACGCGUAAUAACACUGCUUGUUUUGAGGUUGCUUUAUUUUUCUAGAAUUGUUAUGAAAAGAUAAAAUAGUACACUAACAUCACAAACAUGAUGUGAUAGUGGCUGAGAAAUUUGGAUGAGAACACAAAUUGGUUAUGAGUUUUAAAAUGUCUGUUAUAUCAGUAGAUACAUUCACAACUUUGAGCUAUUUACUGUAGUGAGGGAAAGAAAGCUCCUGCAUUUUGCUGCCCUGUCCUCUGCAGAUAAUUACGUGACAGCAGCAUUCCUGGGCGGUAAGGAGAGCAGCAUCUCCAACACCUUUAGGCAGGUUAUUUUUUCAAGUUUGGGAAACUUCUAAAGAGCACAAUCAAUCAGGAGCUUGUUAUAGGAAAGGCUAAGAGAAGGGCUAACAUAUGGGUUAUAUUUAACUGAUCAAAUUUAUCCAGACUCAAUAUAGCUAAAAAUUUUGUAUUUUUUCAUCUCAGAGAACUGAGUUCCAAAGCUCGCCUACUUUGUCUCACUCUCCCUCUCUCUAUUUUUUUAAGCUUGAAAUUUCUUUAUUUUUCUUUCCUCAGGCUCUUAAAUCAUUGCCGGAAUCAGGCUGGCUUUUAUUUAUUUUUUAUUUUUAAUAUUAAAUGUGCAGAUAUACUUCAAGCACUUUUCUGGCUGAUUAGCUCUGUGGUAGGAAAAAAUGGAACUCUUUCAAUUGAGGUUAAGUCCCUAUUUUUAAAAUAUCACAUUCUCUAUUAGCUUUUUGGUUUAAUAUUUCUAAAUUUUUUCCUUCUGAUUAUUGCCUUUGUCUUUUAUAAUGAGCAUAGGAAAAUUCUGGAAUGAGGCAGAAAAGUAUCUCAAGACAUAUACUUUUCUUCCUGAUGUUGGAUGUAAUUUCUAACGAAUGUUAUUUUAAAUAUUUGUAUACAUUCUUUGAAGACCCCGGUACCCAAACCAAUAAGGAAAGUUAAUUCCUUGUUUAUGACUGUUAUAUCUUUAGUGGCUGCUUCCUCUUACUCCCACAAUCUCCUUUGCAUUCCAUGACAAGUUUGUGGAUCUACACGUUUAUGUAGGCAUAUUAUUAUUUCACGGCCAAGCCUGUAAUAUUAAAAUGAUUUUUUAAAAAGAUGUAAGUUGCAGCUUAGUUAAUUGGUUAUACCUUAUUUUGUUCUAAAUACGUUUACGAUAUUGGACAGCAAUUCUGAAUUCUAGACUUCAGACCAUUGAAUCAACCAUUUAUGAGGUGUACUAUAGUUAUUAUACACUGGAAAAUUCAGGUAGUCAUCUUUAAUUUUUCAUUCAAGAGAAUAUAGCCAUAAGAAAAUAUCUGCUACAUAGGAAAACCAGUAUUAAGCAAAUAAUCACCACCACCCUUAACAGAAGCAAAAAAGAAUUAUUAUUUUUUAAAUCAGCAUUGUCUUACAAUACAGUUCUUAGUGAAAUGUAUUGUGGAACAAUCUGGAAGCUUCCAAUUUUUUUUCCGUAGAUAAGUAUACCUUCCCUGACAUGGGAUUUGUGGUCUUCAGGAAAACUGCUCAGAACAUAUUACAUCAGUAUCAUAUUACAUGUGAAUAAUGAAAUGCAUUAAGCAUAUCCACAACAUUAACGCUUCUAAAUAUGAGAACUGCAGGAUUAAGCCUUAAACAUAUAUGUGCAUCAGGUUUAACAUGCUUAAGACUCAAACUCAGGGUUGAAAAUUUGAUUGGGGUCCUUUACUAAGAUGUAAGUCGCAUUAUGUGCUGUGUUCAGUCCCACAUACAGUACAGCACCCCGUGACUUCUUCAAAACUUAUUACCUACUUGCUAUCUGCUUAGGAAGAAAGGAAUUAUGGAGGAGUUUGAGUUCUCAGGCCUUAUCUGUACUUAAAUAAGUCUUUUAAAGACAACAAAGGCCACAUUUCAGCAUUAUAUAGAUGUCAGAUAGAGGCUGCUUCUCAUUCCUUAAUUUUACUGUCUUGAAAGGCUUGUAUCAUUGCUAGAGUUAAGACUUAAGGAAAAUUCCCGAGGACUUUCUUGAGUUCACAUUGCUUUUUUUUUUUUAUUGCAUUUUUCUAUUCUUUUAUCAUAGGUUUGUCAAAUAUGAACUCUUCCUUAGCCUUAGUGAAAGGCUGCUUGCUGCUUUCUCAAAUUGAGUCAGGUAGGCUCAUACUGAGUUAGAUUUUUUAAUUUGAAUGAGGAAAAUAAGAUGAAAAGUUUAAAGGCAUGUGGCUUCAUUUCCACCUGUAUUUGUGAUUUGAUUCUUACUUUUAGCAAGCAGGGAGGUCUCUACAUAAAACUUUACGGUAGUUCAAAAACCUUUGCAAAUCAGUUACAUUUACUUGUACAGUCUACCAUUUACAUUAACUGUUCUAAAUUAAUGGCUGAGCAUGGACAUUACCAUAGUUGUACCACCUUUUUAAAAACUACAUUUGUUGGAAGUACCUUUUCAUUGUGGUUAGAACGCUCCCUAUAAUUUGAAUGUCCCUAGUAUACUAACUGAAGGCAAAAUACUUUGAAGAGAUGUUUGUAAACUUUGAAUUUUCUACUUUUUAAAAAUUUUUCAGUUUUUAUGUUUGUUGAAUGGAUAAGUAUGUUUAGCUUAGUUUUGAUUUCACUGGAAGUUUUAAAUUUUGAGAAGAUCAAGCAGAACUAGAAAUCCAUUGCAAAUGUAUAUAUAUUUAUCCCAUCUUGCAGAUUUUGGGUAGUGAAACACAGAAUGGUAGGUGGGGUUUUAUUGUUU
Messenger RNA from Ceratotherium simum simum (southern white rhinoceros), 6206 nucleotides. The record is from RefSeq and is a predicted model, not a curated record. Lineage: Eukaryota; Metazoa; Chordata; Mammalia; Perissodactyla; Rhinocerotidae.